AUGCCGAGCCCGGCGAAGAAGCGGAAGCUCAAUAAUGGUUCUAAAACACCAACUGUUCCUGCAAAGGGGUUGGAAUACUUCUUCUCUAAGCAAAAGAGUUCGGGUCCCUCUAAAUCUGAAGAACCAUCCUCAGCAGGUGGUACGUCAAAUGAGGCCGAACUCACAGAUGAGGAGCUGGCCCGUAAACUUCAAGCUGAAUGGAAUCAAGAGGUAGCUCAAGAAGAGCUAAAAGGGGAACCACAAGUUAAACAAGAGGAUUUUGCGGCCAAGGCGUUCGAUGGAACUCAAAUCAAAAAACAAGAAUCGCUUAAAGAAGAUGGAGAUCUCCAGAGCGAUGAAGUAAACAAAACGCCAGCUCCUGGACGACCGGAGGCUGCUCUGAAGAAGACACUGACUCUGCAGCCCACCAGGAUGGCCGAGGACUCUGUGACAUAUUCUAUUCCUUUAGAUGAAUCGCCUUUGACAUUCGACACCACCAAGUAUAUUGGCUCGCUGCAAGAGGCCUGGGCUCCUGAAGGAGGACAUGCAACAUAUGCUCUACUCACUCGAUGCUUUUAUCUCAUUAAUGCUACGAGAAGUCGGAUAAAGAUAGUAGACACACUGGUCAACUGCUUGCGCAUUCUAAUAGAAGGAGACCCUUCGAGCUUGUUACCAGCUGUAUGGCUAGCAACAAAUUCUAUUUCGCCCGCAUAUAUCUCAUUAGAACUAGGACUAGGGGGGUCGAUGUUGUCCAAGGCUCUCAGGCAGGCGUGCGGUUUAGACAACAGGUCACUCAAAUCCCUGUAUGACAAAUAUGGUGAUGCUGGUGAUGUUGCAUUCGAAGCAAAGAAAAAGCAAAGCUUCACUUUGAGGAAGCCAAAACCGCUCACCAUACAAAAUGUCUACAAGAGUCUAGUCAGCAUUGCAAACAGCCAAGGAAAGGGCAGCGCGGAGGCAAAGCAGCGAAUUGUGGACCGUCUGCUACAGGAUGCGCAAGGUGGUGAAGAGAGUCGAUUCAUUGUCAGGACUCUCUGUCAACAUCUUCGCAUCGGGGCUGUCAAAACAACCAUGCUUAUAGCAUUGUCAAGGGCCUUUCUGCUUUCAAAGCCCCCCGGUGCUGAUUUCCCCUUGAGAUCAGCCAACGAACUAUCCAAAUUGAAGAAAGAGGAAUUAGCUGAGGUUUGGGGCAAAUCAGAAGAAUUGGUGAAGGCCUGCUUUGCAAAGCGGCCAAACUACAAUGAUUUGGUACCGGUUCUACUAGAGAUCGGCGUCACGGAGGAGCUAUCGCUUCGAUGUGGGCUGGCCCUGCACAUACCACUCCGUCCUAUGCUGGGCAGCAUCACUCGCGACUUAUCCGAGAUGCUUAUAAAAUUACAAGGGCGGGACUUUGCUUGCGAAUACAAAUACGACGGUCAAAGGGCACAAGUUCAUUGUGACAAGGAUGGAAAAGUGUCAAUAUUCUCUCGGCAUCUGGAGCUCAUGACAGACAAAUAUCCCGACCUUGUCGAACUGGUUCCCAAGAUACGAGGCGAUGGAGUCGAGAGCUUCAUCAUGGAAGGUGAAGUCGUUGCUGUGGAUAAUUCCACAGGGGACUUGAAGAACUUUCAAACCCUGUCUAAUAGGGCACGCAAGGAUGUCUCCAUGGGUGCUAUCUCUAUCAAUGUUUGCCUCUUCGCUUUCGACCUAAUGUUUUUGAAUGGGCAGCCAUUACUUGAUCGGCCUUUCCGCGAGCGGAGAGAGCUACUCCGAUCACUAUUCAUUGAAGUCCCCCACCAUUUCACUUGGGUGAAGAGUUUAGAUGCAACGUCCCAGGAUUCAGAAUCCGUGUUAGAAUUCUUCAAGUCAGCCACGGAAGAAAAAUGCGAGGGUAUCAUGGUCAAAAUGUUAGAUAAUUCAUCUACCUCUGCUAUCGGUCCUGUUGCAGGAGAAAUAGCCAACGCCUCAGAAGAUCCGGAGACUCUUGAUGAGGCAGAGAAAUCAGAAAAGAAGAAGGCUCCAGCUGGAGGCGAUAAAGACGGGGAAGAAAGGAAAACUAAAGGUCGCAGGAAGCCGCUUCUUGCCACAUAUGAGCCUGAUAAACGACUAGAGUCAUGGCUCAAGGUCAAGAAGGAUUACCACUCUAGCUUUGAUACCCUCGACUUGAUACCUGUAGCAGGGUGGCAUGGUCAAGGCCGAAAAGCAAAAUGGUGGUCGCCCAUCCUUCUUGCCGUACGCAAUGAGGAUAGCGGCUCCCUCGAAGUCGUAUGCAAAUGCAUGUCUGGCUUCACAGAUGCAUUCUAUAAGGCAAACAAGGAGUUUUAUGAUGAUGGGGCUGAAACAGGUGAGCCUAAGAAUACAAAAGCGCAGCAACCAGGCUUUAUAGAGUAUUCUGGCCCGCACCCUGAUGUCUGGUUCGAGCCUCAAGAGGUUUGGGAGAUGGCCUUCGCAGACAUCACGCUCAGCCCAACAUACACAGCAGCAAUAGGGUUGGUGAGCGAUGAAAGAGGUUUGAGCUUGAGGUUUCCUCGGUUCCUGAAAAAACGGGAGGACAAGAGCAUUGAAGAAGCCAGCACAAACGAAUUUCUUGCUGGAUUAUGGAGGAAGCAGGAAGCUAAAGGCACAACGACCAAGGAAGAGUCAGAGGAGCCAGCCGAUGAAAUCGAGGAGUGA
This is a messenger RNA of Clonostachys rhizophaga, 2628 nucleotides long. NCBI's taxonomy places the organism in Eukaryota, Fungi, Ascomycota, Sordariomycetes, Hypocreales, Bionectriaceae. The record is from the annotation of a GenBank genome assembly.